UAAUUGGAUUUCAAGUGAUGGCGUCCAUUAAAGUAGCAGCAGUCGCGUUGAGCUGUUUCCUUCACUACACCCUAACUGCCUGCCUUCAUACAGAUACAAAGUUUACAAAGAAACCAGAAAAUACGUUGUUGGUUGACUUGGGAUCCAAUGCAACUUUCCAAUGGGAAUGUAACUUCGGCAACGAGGAAGACUGGACCAACUUUGAACAAGUCUUUUGGGGAGGCGAGACCGACAAAUAUGGAAACAUUGGCAACAAAUUCCUCACGAUUGAUAACAGUGAAAAGGUGUGGACCAACCCAAAACUACCCGAUUCGGUCCGCUCCAGAGCUAUGUGGUCCGGAACAGUCAGCCGAAACAGCUGUCAGCUGGUUUUCCGCUUGAGAAAUGCGAUUGUCUCAGAUGACGGCACGUAUGGUUGUAUAGGGGUAGUGUAUGGGGAGACUUUCAAAAGCAGUCCAGUAAGACUUGUCGUCUUAGAACAACCAAAACUCGUCAGCCAAUCUAACCGGACCAUAGAUGUUGAAGAAGGAGAACCGGUAACACUAAAUUGCAAAGUAACUGGGAACCCUGUGCCGAGUAUAAUGUGGAUGCACAAUGGUAGGAUAUUGCCCCAAAAAGCCUCAGUGCUCAAAAUAUCAAAGAUUCAGCUCAGCCAAGCUGGUAUCUAUAACUGUACGGCCACGAACCAAGCUGGUAACGUGUCGGAAAGUUUCGUAGUCAACAUCGUGAGGUAUAAACCUUACAAAGACCAGAGCGCUAGUUCAAAAUCUCUUGUCCAAACAAAAAUUCGUCAACAGACUAUCCUGACAUGCGCAGUUGAUGCCAAACCUCCGGCAGAGUUCUUUUGGCGGAAACUAGGUAAGAUCACAGCUGGUGUGAACUCUACAGAAAACCUAAGUACACUGACAUUCACGCCUAAAGACAACGACGACUUUGGAUUCUACUUUUGCUAUGCUGGAAACAAAUUCGGAAUAACAACUAUUACUUUUAAGGUGAAGACAUAGUGCGUUUGUCCAUUUGGAUUCAGAGCAGAGCAGGCAUAUUUGCAGGGAGUACCAAAACAUCUAAAUUUCGGUAUGCCACUAAACCAGUGAUGUGUGAUUUGAGCUAUUUACUCUGGGACCAGUCAUUAUUAAUCCUCGUUAUUCAUUGUUGUGUUGCAGUAAAGUUUACCUGAUCCCCCACGAGGCAAUGCAAUAUUCUAGUGGUCCUUCCUCCUCAUGGGUAGUUUUUGGUAGUCAAUUUUCUCAAGUCCCCCCCUUUAUAAUUCAGUUGAGGACGAGUGAUUACCCCUUCUUCACCCCUGAAAACCUUGGGAUCCCUCCAAAAUUUUCCCCCACUUACCAAGGAGAUGAAUAAUGACUGCCUAUUUGUCUAAAUUUUUUUCCCUGUAAGGAAAAAAAACAAAAACAAAAACAAAAACAAAAAAAACAAAAAAGUAGCACCAAGAAUGAAAACCAGUUAAUAACAGACUACUGCCAUAAGAAUUAAAGUGCUCUUAUUAAUUGAGCUGGGCGGUUCGUGUUAAACAGGUGCAUCAUAUUAUUUCAAAUCAAAAUCUUAUCUUACUGUUUUCAAUUUUUUUGCGUUUCUCAAAGAAGCGCUUAGAUAAUAUACAGCUGCUUUGCUUUCAUUGUAGACCAGCUGCUGAUAAACGAAACCCCCUUGCAUUGUUAAGCAACAUUUGAUUAUAACUUGACAAACCGUAUUUCCACGGCAAAUUUUCAACGACAAUCUUAAUUUUUGCUUUGGGUGACGUAAGCCAACUCUUGGCUCGGUCACAUCUAUAGAAUGAUAAGAACUUUAAUAAUAAGAACUUCAAGUCUUUUCUUAGAUAUUCAAAGUUUUGCGAAUGGUUUAAAACAAGUGGGAAAAAGGGAAAAAAUUGCUGUGGCUUUUAUUUUUUUAUGAAAUAAAAACGAACCAGGACAUGGGAAUGAAAACCACUCACAAUAGCUCGCUUACUUUGAUGCAUAUUGAGUACGAAUUGAUCUUUGUUUGGUAUUAUGUAAAGUUUUUUAACUUCCAAGCUAGAUAAAUGAAUAUGCCUUGCAUGAAAUGCGAGCAUACAAUUUAACCAGUUUCAGUAAUGUAGAACAAGCAACCUGUGACAGUGAUCUUUAAAUGCUACCAUAAUGAAGUGUUUGAUAUGGCAAAUAUAACCUCAUAUUGUGAUGUGUGUAA
Messenger RNA from Stylophora pistillata, 2184 nucleotides. Its product is annotated as opioid-binding protein/cell adhesion molecule homolog. Gene Ontology annotation, cellular component: neuron projection. The record is from RefSeq and is a predicted model, not a curated record. NCBI's taxonomy places the organism in Eukaryota, Metazoa, Cnidaria, Anthozoa, Scleractinia, Pocilloporidae.